ACCGCGGGGCCACAGGCGGAGCCAGCGCUCCGCCGCGGCUUUCAGACUCGGACCAUGGCCUCAUGCCGGUGGCCCUGGCGCCGCUGCUGCUCCUGGAGGCCGGCGGCCGGGAGCCCCGGCCCCCCGGGCCGCGCCGGGCUGCCCGGGCCACCCUCGGCUGCAGACGCCAGUGCUCAGAUGUCCUAUUUUAAUCUUGUGAAGAGUUUAACAUCUGCUUUUCCAAAUAGGUAUAGUAUGUCACGGUUCCAUCACUCGACGUCGGCCGCGUGCUGUCAUAGCAGAACACAGAGUGGGGAGCAGUACAGCGAUCCUUUCAAACUCGGCUGGAGAGACUUGAACGGUCUGUAUGAGGACAUUAGAAAGGAACUACUCAUAUCUACAACAGAACUUAAGGAAAUGUCUGAAUACUACUUUGAUGGAAAAGGAAAAGCCUUUCGACCAAUUAUCGUGGUGCUAAUGGCCCGGGCGUGUAAUAUUCAUCACAAUAAUUCCCGAGAUGUGCAAGCAAGCCAGCGCUCCAUAGCCUUAAUUGCAGAAAUGAUCCACACCGCUAGUCUGGUACACGACGAUGUCAUCGACGACGCAAGUUCCCGGCGAGGAAAACACACGGUUAAUAAGAUCUGGGGUGAAAAGAAGGCUGUUCUUGCUGGUGAUUUAAUUCUUUCUGCAGCAUCUAUAGCUCUGGCACGAAUUGGAAAUACAACUGUGAUCUCUAUUUUAACCCAAGUUAUUGAAGAUUUGGUGCGUGGUGAAUUUCUUCAGCUAGGGUCAAAAGAAAAUGAGACCGAAAGAUUUGCACACUACCUUGAGAAGACCUUCAAGAAGACCGCCAGUCUGAUAGCCAACAGUUGUAAAGCAGUCUCUGUCCUAGGAUGCCCGGACCCAGUGGUGCAUGAGAUUGCCUAUCAAUACGGAAAAAAUGUGGGCAUCGCCUUUCAGCUCAUAGAUGAUGUGCUGGACUUCACCUCGUGUUCUGACCAAAUGGGCAAACCAACGUCAGCGGACCUGAAGCUCGGGUUAGCCACUGGCCCGGUCUUGUUUGCUUGCCAACAGUUCCCAGAAAUGAAUGCUAUGAUAAUGAGACGGUUCAGUUUGCCGGGAGAUGUGGACAGAGCUCGACAAUAUGUAUUACAGAGUGACGGUGUGCAGCAAACCACCUACCUCGCACAGCGGUACUGCCAUGAAGCAGUACGAGAGAUCAGUAAACUUCGACCAUCCCCGGAAAGAGAUGCCCUCAUACAGCUUUCAGAAAUUGUCCUCACAAGAGAGAAAUGACAACUCUUUCUGCUGCUUCUGGCAGCUAUUCCACCAGACCGUGCCUAAAAAAUUCUGUGAAAUAUUCUUUGCUUCAUGUGCAGGUAACCAAAAAUCAUUUCAAAAAAUCAUUUCAACGUUAUCGAUGGGCAAUUUUUUUAUUGGCAAAGUUUUUCAGAAAACUUUUUAAAUGGAAUUAAACCAUCCAAAUCUGUCACUCUAGUUCUGUAAAUUCUAAUCGAGGUAUCUUGAUGGUUAUAUGUGGUAUUGUUUACACUGUUAAGAUCCACAUGUAAAGCAUUACACAAAUAAAUAAUCAAUGUUAAAAUUCAAA
Lontra canadensis (Northern American river otter) is the source of this 1588-nucleotide messenger RNA. It is a transcript of the gene PDSS1, whose product is annotated as decaprenyl diphosphate synthase subunit 1. NCBI's taxonomy places the organism in Eukaryota, Metazoa, Chordata, Mammalia, Carnivora, Mustelidae. The record is from RefSeq and is a predicted model, not a curated record. Gene Ontology annotation, biological process: ubiquinone biosynthetic process; isoprenoid biosynthetic process. Bases 55 to 1275 code for a protein of 406 amino acids. Gene Ontology annotation, molecular function: prenyltransferase activity. The transcript has 11 exons. Gene Ontology annotation, cellular component: transferase complex; mitochondrion.